AUCCCCGUUUGUGUCUCAUUAGGGUUUUCUCUUACCUUCAUCUCCCUAACUUCCCUUCUCUUCUGGGCCUAACUACCACUUUCUCCUAUGGAACCUUCAUUUAUGCCCUUCCUGUUCAUACCCUUUUCUUAUUUUUUGUUCUCCCUCGGAGUUUUCUGAAAAAUUCUGUCUUGGUUUGUGUUGGUCUGUUAAAGAUCAUAUUUUUAAUUUUUUGUAUGCGGUUCCUGAAUUUUAUAUCUUUUUGGGGUUAAAUUUGGAGUUUUGAAUUGAUCUGUGGGUGAGUAUUGGUUAGAUAUAAUUUUAGAUUAGUAGCUGAAAGAUCAGUUUUUGUGGGUGCUGUGACUUUUUGGUUUAAAUUUGCUUGUUGUGUGUUGGUUUUUUGAGAAAUUGGUGUGGGAAAUGGAGGAUCAAGAGAUAGUUGGUCUGGAAUCUUGUGUGGAUGCAGCGAGGGAAGUGAGAUUUGAGGAAGAUGAAGAGGAAUUCAGGAGCUGUUGUGAGGAUGAUGAGGUGUGGAAGGAGGGUGGAGAACUGGUGGUGGCGGUGAAGGAAGAAGAGGUAAAGGAAGAACUUGAUGAAUUUUCAGUGAAGAUGUUCUUCAAGGGCAUAUCAAUAGCUGAGGCUGGAGAGUCCAAUUCUGGCUUCACUGGAAUUGGUGUUGUGAUGGAGAGAUCAAUUAAUCUUCCAGUUUUUCAGGUGCAGAAAAAGCUUGAUUUCUAUGUGGAGGAAUCUGUUGCUGAUUAUUUAGCUCUAAUGGAUGGUCUGGCUGAGGUUAUGCUGAAUAAAAUCUGCAGUGUGUAUGCUUUUACCGAUUCCGAGUUGUUGUAUGAGCAGAUUACGAAUGAGGAGAGACUUGACAUUCCGCUUCUUAUGGCGCUGAGGCAAAGAAUCCUAGAACAUACAAACAAUCUGGAAACUUUUGUUUUAAAACUUGUUCCAAGUGUCGACCUUGAGAGGCCAUUGCGACUGGCCCAAAUAGCAAUCGGGGUUGUCUCUUCUCCUUCCAAAGGAGACAAAUCGGUUGAAAAUUGUUCUAUCUGCUGUGAGGACAAGCCGUCUCUGAUGAUGAUCACAAUGAAAUGUUCCCACAAGUUCUGUUCACAUUGUAUGAGGACCUAUGUCGAUGGGAAAGUGCAGUUGUCUCAGUUACCAAUAAGAUGUCCCCAGUUGAAAUGCAAAUAUUGCAUCUCAACUUCUGAGUGCAAAUCAUUUCUUCCAUUUAUUUCUUAUGAAUCAUUGGAGAGAGCUCUUACUGAAGCAAAUGUUCUCCACUCGGAUAGAAUAUACUGCCCUUUUCCAAAUUGUUCUGUUCUGCUUGAUCCUCAGGAAUGUUUGUCAGCUAGGGCAAGUUCAUCAAGUCAAUCCGAUAAUAGCUGUGUUGAAUGCCCAGUUUGUCAAAGAUUUAUUUGUGUGGAUUGUGGGGUUCCCUGGCAUUCUUCAAUGAACUGUGAAGAGUACCAGAAUCUUCCCUUGGAGGAGAGAGAUGCGUCAGACAUUACCUUGCAUCGUUUAGCGCAAAAUAAAAGAUGGAGGCGUUGCCAGCAGUGCCGGAGGAUGAUUGAGCUCACCCAAGGUUGCUAUCACAUGACCUGCUGGUGUGGACACGAAUUUUGUUAUUCGUGCGGUGCUGAAUAUAGGGACAGCCAGCAGACUUGCCAAUGCGCCUUUUGGGAUGAAGACAUUUCAGACGACUUAGUCUCCCAAUCUGCCCAGGAAUCUGAUCAAUGGGCAUGGGAAACUUUCAACUCUCUCCCCAUGAUCAUGGAUGCAUACUCUGAUCAAGAGAGAUCUCAGCUGGCCCUCAUCCAAAGAUUUCUUGCUGGAGGUUUCAGCCUGAGCGAUCACCAUCCAUACCAAUCUCCGCCGCGCUGUACAGACACUUACGGAGAUGCUAUCAAGGAUCUCCAUCAACUUCCUUGGCUUGAAAGAUUUGUCUCCGUCAUAAGUGACAAUUACUAUGAAGAUUAUAUGCAGUGAUGCCGAUAUAUACUAGGAAUAAGUUGACAUGAUAAGCAAGCAAUAUGCAACAAUGCUUUCUGGGGAAGUGUCUGAGUUUCUUGCUCAAUUCACUCCAUAAUUUUUCCUUCUACACAAGCUUGUAAAAUUUGACUCUCUUCCUCUUGAUCAUUUUAUGCUGGAAAAUUUGUGGCCUAGAUGACCCCUUGCAUAAGAUGAUAGAUGCUUUCUUCUAGACAGAAAAAAGAUAAAAAGAAACACUCUUAUGUUUAUUAAAUUUAAAACACAAAAUGAAUGAAAUCCUUUUCAUUUUCCUA
Mangifera indica (mango) is the source of this 2270-nucleotide messenger RNA. RefSeq lists its product as uncharacterized. The transcript has 3 exons. Gene Ontology annotation, cellular component: ubiquitin ligase complex; cytoplasm. The coding region runs from base 400 to 1974 and encodes 524 amino acids. NCBI's taxonomy places the organism in Eukaryota, Viridiplantae, Streptophyta, Magnoliopsida, Sapindales, Anacardiaceae. The record is from RefSeq and is a predicted model, not a curated record. Gene Ontology annotation, molecular function: ubiquitin conjugating enzyme binding; zinc ion binding; ubiquitin protein ligase activity. Gene Ontology annotation, biological process: protein polyubiquitination; positive regulation of proteasomal ubiquitin-dependent protein catabolic process; ubiquitin-dependent protein catabolic process.